CGCACAAAGACAACAACCCCUCUGACAGAGAAAGGAUCGUCGCUACGUGGACACAGCCUCGCUUCCAACCUUGACGACCGUUGACACUGCGCUGUGCUGUGCUACUGGGCUGCCGUUGGACGCUUGAAACCCGGACGAACCUGCCAUCAUGGGUGCCGCUUGUAGCAACUCGAACACUGUCUUGACCCGCAACACUCAUCCCCCGGAGCCACUCGCUGCCAAGGCACCCUUGGCUGCUCAGCUGCCCAGCCAUGUCAUCCCCGUCUCCAGCAAACCAGUGCAAGCCACCACCGUCCCCGUUGUUGAUUCGCAACAGUCAUCAACAACCGCACCUGUCGAGUUAGAUGCCGAACCCAGCGAGCAAGCAGCUGUUGAAUCCACGCCCAUUGCCGAAGAAGCCGCGGCACCCGCAACAGAGUCGGCUCAGGCUCCAGCUGAUGAGCCUUCCGCUCCUGCUGAACAUCAAUCUGCUCCUGCUGAGGAGGUCGCUCCAGUUGAGGAGACUGCUGAGGAGUCUGCUCCCGCUGAGGAGUCUGCACCCGCUGAAGAAGCCGCUGCACCCACUGAGGAAGCCGCUGCUCCUGUUGAGGAGUCUGCACCCGCUGAAGAAGCCGCUGCACCCACUGAGGAAGCCGCUGCUCCUGCUGAGGAGUCUGCACCCACUGAGGAAGCCGCUGCUCCCACUGAGGAAGCCGCUGCUCCCGCUGAGGAGGCUGCUCCUGCUGAGGAGGAGGAGGCCGCUGAGGAAGCCGCUGAGGAAGCUGCUGCUCCCGCUGAGGAGACUGCUGAGGAGGCCGCUGCUCCCACUGAGGAGUCUGCACCCGUUGAGGAAGCCGCUGCUCCCACUGAGGAGCCUGCUCCUGCUGAGGAGUCUGCACCCGCUGAGGAAGCCGCCGCUCCCGCUGAGGAGGCCGCUGCUCCUGCUGAGGAGACUGCUGAGGAGGCCGCUCCCGCUGAGGAGGCCGCUGCUCCUGCUGAGGAGUCUGCACCCACUGAGGAAGCCGCUGCUCCCGCUGAGGAAGCCGCUCCCGCUGAGGAGGCCGCUGAGGAAGCCGCUGAGGAAGCUGCUGCUCCCGCUGAGGAGACUGCUGAGGAGGCCGCUGCUCCCACUGAGGAGUCUGCACCCGUUGAGGAAGCCGCUGCUCCCACUGAGGAGCCUGCUCCUGCUGAGGAGUCUGCACCCGCUGAGGAAGCCGCCGCUCCCGCUGAGGAGGCCGCUGCUCCUGCUGAGGAGACUGCUGAGGAGGCCGCUGCUCCCACUGAGGAGUCUGGUUCUGCUGAGGAGUCUGCACCCGCUGAGGAAGCCGCUGCUCCCACUGAGGAGUCUGCACCCGUUGAGGAAGCCGCUGUUCCCGCUGAGGAGGCUGCACCCGUUGAGGAAGCCGCUGCUCCCGCUGAGGAAGCCGCUCCCGCUGAGGAGGCCGCACAAGCCGCUGAGGAAGCCGCUGCUCCUGCUGAGGAGACUGCUGAGGAGGCCGCUGCUCCCACUGAGGAGUCUGCACCCGUUGAGGAAGCCGCUGCUCCCACUGAGGUGCCUGGUUCUGCUGAGGAGGCCGCACCCGCUGAGGAAGCCGCUGCUCCCACUGAGGAGUCUGCACCCGUUGAGGAAGCCGCUGUUCCCGCUGAGGAGGCUGCUCCUGCUGAGGAGGCCGCUGAGGAGUCUGCACCCGCUGAGGAGACUGCUGCUCCUGCUGACGAGACGGCGGAAGAUGCUACCGCUGCCGAGGGUGAUUCAACUCAAGAAGAACCUGCUGCUCCUGCUGAGGACAGCACGACAGAAGCUCAGGAAGCAACAGCCUAG
Monosiga brevicollis MX1 is the source of this 1801-nucleotide messenger RNA. RefSeq lists its product as uncharacterized. The record is from RefSeq and is a predicted model, not a curated record. Bases 149 to 1801 code for a protein of 550 amino acids. NCBI's taxonomy places the organism in Eukaryota, Choanoflagellata, Craspedida, Salpingoecidae. The transcript has 3 exons.